AUGGCUCUCACAGCUUCACCAGCUGCUCCGCACAACUGGGGGCGAUGGCCACAGCAGUUGCCUCACGAAUUCGCCAUGAUGGAAGCACCUCCUUUCAUGCCUUACGACUCCCGCGGAAACCCAGCGCAGAUGCAGAGGCCCAUUCCGCCUCAAUAUGUUGUGUCUCCUGCGUACAGCUCGGCGCCGAUUACAUCUAUGACUACUUCUCAUUACCAGGCUCAGAACCCCUUCGCUACAUAUGCGCCAUAUCAGAGCCCUCCGCCUUCAACCCCUGUUGGAUCGCCUUUUAAACCCGAAUAUCAAGAUCGUUCUCACCCCAUGUCAAUCGCCACAGAUCCCGAGGCUAUGCGCGCGGUUUCAUCUCGACGAAGAUCGAGACAGAUCAGUGAUGCUCGAUUGCAGUCCCCGGCUCGGAGCGACUCUGAUGUUUCCGUGGCACGUUCGGUUGCUUCCAAUCCGACUGCCAACUCCAAGACUAUCACAUACAACGAAACCAUUGACCCAGCUGAUCGUAUCAACUUCGAGACUGAUGUGGAUGAACUGAUGAAGGCUAUUCAAGCCAAAGAGGACGAGCGCAAUGAUACACCGGGACAGAUCCUGACCCCCGCACAUACACCCAAAGCCGAGAUAGUCAUGGAUGUCCAUAGUCCAGCCAACUCCUGUCAUGCGACUCAUGCCUCUACACCCGUUCCCGAAGCCAAGCCCAAGAAGAAGUGGGUUUGUGACGGCCCAAGUUGCAACAAGCGAUUCGUGCAGAAGACGCAUCUCGACAUCCACCGCCGAACCCAUACUGGCCUCAAGCCCUACGUCUGCACCAAAGACAACUGUGGACUUACCUUUUCUCAGCGCGGAAAUCUGAAGACUCACAUGCGUCGUCACACUGGUGAAAAGCCAUAUUCCUGCAGCAUCUGCGGUAAGACGUUCGCCCAGAGAGGAAACGUCCGAUCCCACGAAGAAACGCAUAAAGGUCUCAAGCCUUUUAUCUGCAGGCUCGAUGAUUGCAACAAGUCCUUUUCUCAGCUCGGCAACAUGAAGACUCAUCAGAACAACUUCCAUAAGGAGACCUUGAAGAACCUUACUAGCAUGUUUUUCAAGUUUGUCCAACUGGGCGAGGUCCCUGAGGAGCACCAGGACCUUUUUGAUUAUUUCAAGGAGCAUUAUAAAAACAGCAACAAGGGCAUCAAAGGUCGUGGCAAGGCCAGAACUGUUGCUGCAAGGAAGCCCAAGGGCAACUCUCAACAGACUGCCACUGCAGCUCCUAUGAUGGCAAACCAGUUCCCCCAAUCCCACGUGGCCAACUCGGCUCCGGCAUAUGUUCCUCGCAACUUCGGCAUGUUUGAGACUGAGGCAGACCACGCGACAAGUGGUAUGCUGUAUGAGGACGAGCACGCUCGACAGAUGGCCUUUGCCAACCGUCUGUACCAAUAG
This is a messenger RNA of Metarhizium brunneum ARSEF 3297, 1428 nucleotides long. RefSeq names its product Asparagine-rich zinc finger protein AZF1 (gene AZF1). Gene Ontology annotation, biological process: regulation of transcription by RNA polymerase II. Gene Ontology annotation, cellular component: transcription regulator complex; chromatin; PcG protein complex. NCBI's taxonomy places the organism in Eukaryota, Fungi, Ascomycota, Sordariomycetes, Hypocreales, Clavicipitaceae. Gene Ontology annotation, molecular function: RNA polymerase II cis-regulatory region sequence-specific DNA binding; DNA-binding transcription factor activity, RNA polymerase II-specific. The record is from RefSeq and is a predicted model, not a curated record.